This is a messenger RNA of Gossypium raimondii (Peruvian cotton), 1181 nucleotides long. RefSeq names its product reticulon-like protein B5. The record is from RefSeq and is a predicted model, not a curated record. Bases 111 to 878 code for a protein of 255 amino acids. Lineage: Eukaryota; Viridiplantae; Streptophyta; Magnoliopsida; Malvales; Malvaceae. The transcript has 5 exons.
CAUUUCCAACUUCAACUCUCACACACCUCGAUACUUUUUGGACACCGUGAGAAUUGGAGACCGAGAAUCCGUCUUUUUAGGGUUUGGUUCGGAUUUUAAUUUUUCUAGCAAUGGCGGAGGAAUCGGAGAGUAAGCAGUCGGCGGUGGAGUCGAUGAUGGAGAAGAUCAGCCAGAAGAUUCACGGCCAUGAUUCAUCGUCAUCUUCGGAUUCGGAUUCGGAUCAUGAGAAACCGGCUUCUCCUUCUUCCGUUAAGGCUAAGAUUUAUCGGUUGUUUGGAAGAGAGAGACCAGUUCAUCAUGUGCUUGGUGGUGGAAAACCUGCUGAUGUGUUCUUGUGGAGGAACAAGAAGAUUUCAGCUGGUGUCCUUGGUGGAGCAACCGCAAUUUGGGUCCUUUUUGAGUUGAUUGAAUACCACCUACUUGCUUUAAUCUGUCACAUUUCGAUACUCUGUCUUGCACUACUGUUUUUGUGGUCCAAUGCUCAUACCUUCAUCCACAAGUCCCCACCUCGCAUCCCCGAAAUUCAUUUGCCAGAGGAGCCAUUCCUCCAAGUUGCCUCUGCAUUGGCAAUUGAACUUAACCAGGGAUUGAAACUUCUGCGAGAUAUUGCAUCUGGAAGAAAUCUGAAGGAGUUCCUUAUGGUUAUAGCUGCAUUCUGGGUUCUGUCAAUUGUGGGGAGUUGGUGCAACUUCUUGACCUUGUUCUAUAUAUGUUUCGUAUUGCUGCACACGGUACCUGUAUUAUACGAGAAGUACGAGGAUAAGGUAGACCCAUUUGCAGAGAAGGCUGCGAUCGAGAUUAAAAAACAAUAUGCAGUAUUUGAUGCCAAGGUUCUGAGUAAAAUUCCAAUGGGCCCUUUGAAGGCCAAGAAGGUUUAACAAGGAAAGGGGGGUUCAGUCUCCACCUCUCCGGCAACAUUUGGCUAGUUCUGGGAUGUGGUUUUGUGUGCUGGAUUCACAUUAGCUAGAGGCAUUUCGUCCUCAAAUCAAAUUGUUCACAAAUGUUUUGGUUUGCAAUUCAAAAUAUCAUAUAUGAGUAAGAGGCAAUAUCAGUUGUUAGGGAUAGGCCAAGCUUACAGAUGGCACCACUAUCAGGUGAUGAUUUUAUUAUGACAUUUUGUUUCAUUUGGAUAACAAUCAGCUUUUUUAUGUAUGCUUUCCUCCAGAUUUUGUGCUGUUUUA